Arabis nemorensis is the source of this 276-nucleotide messenger RNA. NCBI's taxonomy places the organism in Eukaryota, Viridiplantae, Streptophyta, Magnoliopsida, Brassicales, Brassicaceae. The record is from the annotation of a GenBank genome assembly.
AUGACAUUUUCACCGGAAAAGAAUGUUAUUAAAAUCAAUAUUUUCAACAAAAUUCAGACAAAUUCAAAUAAAAGAGAACUAAUCAAAUUGUUGGAAGACGGACUUGUAGCAGCUAUAGUGGAGUUGUACAAAAAUGUCUGCUGGGGUGUAGUUCUCAGAGGAAACAUUGAAGCUGCCCUUGCUAUCAAAGGUAGACAUGCUAAUCUCUCUGCCCCUUAUAAACAACAUGAGGAAUGUGGGUUCCAAAAGUGCAGUGACACAAUACAAGGAGAUUAG